Sipha flava (yellow sugarcane aphid) is the source of this 1287-nucleotide messenger RNA. RefSeq lists its product as uncharacterized. The record is from RefSeq and is a predicted model, not a curated record. The coding region runs from base 175 to 1287 and encodes 370 amino acids. The transcript is spliced from 2 exons. NCBI's taxonomy places the organism in Eukaryota, Metazoa, Arthropoda, Insecta, Hemiptera, Aphididae.
UCGAAAUACAUGACUAUACUUCACUUCGCUUCUGACUUUUGUACAACAACACCUUAAACCGUACUGUAUCGCAAUACAAUAGAGUUACCGUGAAUAGUGUUAUAAUUUCGAGUCUUAUUUUUCAAUAAAGUGUCGGUGAGUGAUAUUUCAAAAAAACGUAUAGUGUUAAUCAAGAUGGUAGGUUCGAUGGUCGAUUACGCGGUCGUCGGCAAGAAGAUCAAGCAUGCAACUCCUGCACCUAAUAAGCUCAUCAGUUCUUCAUCUUUCGUGAUAGACUUUGAUGCGCGCAAAUUUUUGAACAUAGGACUCGAUCCUGCCGACGACUUCAACGUUGCGGUGCAUAUCAUCACCAUGAAACAUUUUAUCAGUGUCUCAUCCGAGUUGUUUGUCAGGAUAUUCCCACUAAUGAACGAUAUUAUAUCGUUUUUAUCGGAAAAACCGGUAAAGUGCAGACAUGCUUUUUUCAUGACCACCGCGUGUACAUCGAUAUCUUGUAUGGUGCAUCGCGGAAAAAGUGUGCUCAGCAUUGAAUCUACAGUUCAUGAAGGUCAGCGUGUAAUGCUCGAUCGAGACGAUCUCGUAGUAUUGAAACGGCUAGAACGAUCCAUUUCGGAGACGAUUAUCCGGAACGUUGAAGUAAUCAAACCCGAGGUUAUCGAUCAGUUCGAUCGAUUAGUGGCGAGCAUCGAUGACCGAUUUAGCAGAAUCGAUUUGUCACCACCACCACCACCACUAUCUUCGUCGUCGUCGUCGUCAUCGUCGUCGUUACCGCCGCCGAAUAACCCGGGUGCAAUGAUUUCAUUUAUCGAAAAUCUCGCAGAUGAGAGGGUCAGACCUAUAUCGAUAUCGGUGCGCUGCGGAAUAGAUUUCACCGUACCACUUCAAAUAUAUGCGGCCGAGCAGUUGGCAAAACAGUGGGAUUUGCUGAGAAGGAGGAGGAGUAGUAGUAUAAGAGCAUCGACUAAGAGGUGUGAUGAAUGUAAUGGUGAUCGGAUAUCGUUAGCGAGGGCAUCGUUAGCGAUCGACGUGAAUAACAGCGAGGAACCUCAUACACCACACUUAACCGGGUAUGCCGCGAUGAUACCACCACCACCACCACCACCAACACCACCAUCACCACCGUCCGUACCGUGUUAUUCACCGUCGAUGGGGUCCUCGGACUAUUUGCACGAGAGUGCCACUCUGGAUGUCAACGACGGACCCGAUUUCUUUGCUCGACACCAACCUAUAUCAUCGGUUAUGGAUUUCGAUACCGCGGUAUCGGAAAUGUUUUGGAUACCGAAAUGA